Messenger RNA from Crotalus tigris (Tiger rattlesnake), 1353 nucleotides. Its product is annotated as protein FAM71F2-like. Bases 203 to 1207 code for a protein of 334 amino acids. The record is from RefSeq and is a predicted model, not a curated record. Gene Ontology annotation, cellular component: nucleus. NCBI's taxonomy places the organism in Eukaryota, Metazoa, Chordata, Lepidosauria, Squamata, Viperidae. The transcript has 6 exons.
UGGGCUCUGCUUCCAUCUCAAUGGAGCCAACACUUCCUCUGCCAGUGUGACAUCACAGCCUCUUCCAGGCGGCACCCCAAUGCCACUGUGAUGCACGCAGCUCUGCUCUGACCAGUUCCACGGAUUGCUGAGCCAGCUCCCCCCCCCCUCGCUGAGUCAGUGCUGGGCCCCGCUGCCUGGCCAGCUAAGGGAGGGCCUGGGCAUGCCUGUCCCCUUGAGCCCAGCUGCCCCACACCCCAUGGCUAGAGAUGUUGGCAAGACACUCGGCUUGGAGGGGGGGCUGCUCUGCCAGCUGAUCCGCUCCCCAGAUUACAACCUGUUCCCCAACUCGGCUGUUUUUGAGAGCAACUUCAUUCAGGUCACAAAGAAGGGGAAAUGGAUGGACAUCACCCACACGCCCACCAUUGUGACUCUGGCAGUGACCUCCUCGGAUCCCUGCCUCCCUCUCCCCAACGUGCUCCUGAUGGCCAAUCACCGGGCCCCGCUUGGCAGGCCCAACGCUGGCGGUCCCCAGCUGUCACGGAUGGACCUAACCAGGCUGCUCCCCCUCCGCUACGUCCAGCUCUCUGUCCACAGCGCCUCCCAGCGCAUUUUGCGUCUCCAGACGGUGACCAAGACGGUGUAUUACCUGCAGCUGCACCACGAGCACCCAGAGGCCGUCUUUGCACUCUGGAGCCGCCUGACCAACAUCCUGCACAACGGCCUCUCCACCACCACCAAGGACCCGGCCAUCCCCAUCCACCACUGCCUGGUCUCCAGCCGUAGCAGCAGUGCCUCCAGCAUCAGCCCCGUGGCCGAGAACUCUGAGACGGUGAUGAGGAGCCCAGGGAUAAUAAUGGGAAUGGGCGGGAAGGUGCCGGGCGCCACCUCCCAGUUCUCCCCAAGACUCAAGCAAAAUCUGGAGAAGCCCAGGAGAGUCUCCUUCCAAGCGCAGCAGCAGAGCCUGGACAGCUCGCCGGGACCCUCCAGCGAUAUUAAAGUUCUCUUCUACGACCAGCCGCCGCCGCUGGUGUGCGCGCGGUGCCGGGGGCGGCUGCCCAGGACCGAGCCGCGGAGGUGCCGCCUGGACGCCCGGCCCGCCGACUCGGACCCGGAGCUGGCGCCCUGGAUGGACCGGAGGGUGCACGGCCUCUGGCAGCAAGAGACGCCCACCUGGCUGCAGCCCCUCUGCCGGCUCAGUAGCCUCGCCGCCGCCGGCUGGAAAUAGGUCGGGCCGGGACCCCGGCGGGGUCGGACGGGACCCCCGGACACGGCGCUGUCGCCGCCGCCGCCCAGGCCGGCCGAGAAGCGCUUGGCAGGGCCAAGGCGCAAAACGGAUCAAUAAAACUACCGGCUGGACCCGACCCAGGCGUG